This is a messenger RNA of Choloepus didactylus (southern two-toed sloth), 3062 nucleotides long. It is a transcript of the gene TMEM67, whose product is annotated as transmembrane protein 67. The coding region runs from base 13 to 2997 and encodes 994 amino acids. Gene Ontology annotation, biological process: cilium assembly. The transcript has 28 exons. Gene Ontology annotation, cellular component: MKS complex; ciliary transition zone. The record is from RefSeq and is a predicted model, not a curated record. NCBI's taxonomy places the organism in Eukaryota, Metazoa, Chordata, Mammalia, Pilosa, Megalonychidae.
GGCGUCGGCACCAUGGCGACGGGCGGUGGUGGGGCUGGGUUGGCGAUGGCGGCUUGCUUCUCUUUGUCCUCCGCCGCUGUGACUGCGUUCUUCCUUUUGGUCCUUCCGUGCGUCUCGAAAGCCCAGACCUUCUCCUUCCCUUUCCAGCAGCCGGAUACUUGCGGCCACAAUCAGUACUUCGAUACCUCCGCGCUUUCCUGUGUCUCGUGUGGAGCCAACCAGAGGCAGGAUGCCCGAGGAACUUCAUGUGUGUGUCUACCAGGAUUUCAGAUGAUCUCUAAUAAUGGAGGAUCUACCAUUAUUUGUGAAAAGUGCCCAGAAAACAUGAAAGGUGUUACUGAAGAUGGCUGGAACUGCAUCUCUUGCCCUUAUGGUUUAACUGAACAAGGAAAAUGCCAGUGUCCCCCUGACCAUAUUUUAGUGGAAAGAAAUGUUAACGGAACAUUGUUGUCUCGCGCAACUUGUGAGCUCUGUGACGGAAAUGAAAGGUCUUUUACAAUAGCGAAUGCUUUAGGAAACAGGUGUAUCCGAUGUGAACCAACGUUCGUUAAUACCAGCAGGUCCUGUGCAUGUUCGCAACCUAACAUUUUAACAGGUGGAUUAUGUUUCAGCAGCACAGGAAAUUUUCCUCCAAAUGUAAUUUCAACUACACGUUAUGGAGAGCUUGGCAUGUCUUUAGCCUCAGAAUGGUUUUCACAGUAUUUGCACUCAUCAGCAGCUGCAUGUUUGGUAUAUUCCAAUCUAACAUCUUGCCAAACUCUUGGAAAUAUGUGUGUGAUGAACAUGAAUUCUUAUGACUCUGCCACUUUUGAUGCAUGUCGACUGUUUCAGUUUAUCUUUGAAAAUACUGCCAGUCUGGGCACUGUUCAUUCUGUUUCAUUUUGGAGACAGACUCUUCCAUGGCUGUUCUAUGGAGACCAGCUAGGAUUAGCACCUCAAGUACUCAGUACUACACCUCUUCCUACAAAUUUCAGUUUUAAAGGGCAAAACCAGAAUACAAAACUGAAGUUUGUUGCAGCUUCCUAUGAUGUAAGAGGAAAUUUUCUUAAGUGGCAAACUUUAGAAGGAGGUGUUUUACAGCUUUGUCCAGACACUGAGGCAAGACUGAAUGCUGCUUAUUCUUUUGGAACAACCUAUCAACAAAAUUGUGAGAUUCGUAUGUCUAAAAUCUUAACUGACUUUCCCUCUCCUGUAUUUUAUGAUGUGUACCUUGAAUAUACUGAUGAAAAUCAACACCACUAUAUUUGGGCUCUGCCUGUGUUAAACCUAAAUCUUCAAUACAAUAAAAUGUUUGUGAACCAAGACAGUAAUUCUGGCAAGUGGCUUCUGACUCGGCGCAUUUUCUUAGUGGAUGCAGUAAGUGGACGAGGAAAUGACUUAGGAGGUCAGCCAAGAGUAAUUCGAAUUGCUACCCAAAUAUCACUGAGCAUCCAACUUGUACCUAAUACAAAAAAUGGAAACAUCUUCCCCCCGUUAAUUACCAUUGCCUACAGUGACAUUGAUAUCAAAGAUCCCAACAGCCAGUCUGUGAAGGUUUCUUUCUCAGUCAACUAUGAAAUGAAUCAAGGAGAGGCACAGGUCCAGACAGAUAUUGCUUUGGGCGUGUUGGGUGGGCUAGCUGUUUUAUUGUCUCUUCUGAAGACCGCAGGUUGGAAGAGGCGCAUCGGGAGUCCCAUGAUUGAUUUACAGACAGUUAUAAAAUUUUUGGUAUACUAUGCUGGUGAUCUGGCCAAUGUUUUCUUUAUCAUAACAGUGGGAACAGGUCUUUAUUGGCUUAUUUUCUUCAAAGCACAGAAGUCUGUCUCUGUUUUGCUACCAGUGCCGAAUCAGGAAGAACGCUUUGUCACUUACAUGGGAUGUGCUUUUGCUAUGAAGGCUCUGCAAUUUUUGCAUAAGCUCAUAUCUCAGAUUACCAUAGAUAUAUUUUUUAUUGACUGGGAGAGACCUAAAGGAAAGGUUCUAAAAGCUGUUGAAGGUGAAGGUGGUGUUCGGAGUGCUACUGUUCCUGUAAGCAUAUGGAGAACAUAUUUUGUAGCAAAUGAAUGGAAUGAAAUUCAGACUGUGAGAAAAAUUAAUCCACUCUUUCAAGUACUUACUGUCCUCUUCUUUUUGGAGGUUGUGGGAUUCAAGAACUUAGCACUAAUGGACCCAUCCUCUAGUCUUUCCAGAAGUCCACCUAGCUACAUACCUCCUGACAGCCGUAUUUUGAGAUAUGCAGUGUCUGCCGCUCUUUGGCUAGUCAUUGGCAUUGUACAGAUCUUGUUCUUUGCUGUCUUUUAUGAGAGGUUUAUAGAAGAUAAAAUUCGACAGUUCGUGGAUUUAUGCUGUAUGAGCAAUAUAUCAGUGUUUCUUUUAUCCCAUAAAUGUUUUGGGUAUUAUAUCCAUGGUAGAUCAGUACAUGGGCAUGCAGAUACUAAUAUGGAAGAAAUGAAUAUGAAUCUUAAAAGAGAAGCGGAAAAUUUGUGUAGCCAGAGAGGUUUGGUGCCCAACACAGAUGGUCAGACUUUUCAGAUUGCAAUUUCUAGCCAGAUGAGACAACACUAUGACAGAAUUCAUGAGACACUAACCAGGAAAAAUGGCCCUGCUAGACUAUUGAGUUCAUCAGCAAGUACUUUUGAGCAAAGUAUAAAAGCAUAUCAUACUAUGAACAAGUUUCUUGGCUCUUUCAUUGAUCAUGUUCAUAAGGAAAUGGACUACUUUAUAAAAGACAAAUUGCUUCUUGAAAGAAUUCUUGGUAUGGAAUUCAUGGAACCAAUGGAAAAAAGCAUCUUCUACAAUGAUGAAGGUUAUUCGUUCAGCAGUGUUCUGUAUUAUGGAAAUGAAGCUACUCUUCUUAUCUUUGAUCUUCUCUUCUUCUGUGUUGUGGAUUUGGCUUGCCAACAUUUUAUUUUAGCAGCCUUCCUUACAUACCUACAACAAGAGAUUUUUAGAUUUAUCCGUAAUACAGUAGGACAGAAGAAUUUGGCAUCCAAAACAUUGGUGGAUCAAAGAUUCUGAUUUAUUUACAAGACUAGAUAACUUCAAGACUCCGUAUAAUCAUAGGCAAAAAAAAAAAAAAAAAA